Trichomycterus rosablanca is the source of this 2739-nucleotide messenger RNA. It is a transcript of the gene slc30a6, whose product is annotated as solute carrier family 30 member 6. Gene Ontology annotation, cellular component: Golgi apparatus; membrane. Gene Ontology annotation, molecular function: monoatomic cation transmembrane transporter activity. The transcript is spliced from 15 exons. The record is from RefSeq and is a predicted model, not a curated record. Lineage: Eukaryota; Metazoa; Chordata; Actinopteri; Siluriformes; Trichomycteridae. Gene Ontology annotation, biological process: zinc ion transport; transmembrane transport. The coding region runs from base 1 to 1644 and encodes 547 amino acids.
AUGGCGAUGGACGGGAUGUCCACGUCCGCAGCGGGAUCAGCAUACCAUCAUGUUUCUGACUAUUAUCCGCGGAAACUUGGCCCGAAGCCGGACGUGGUGCCUUGUGGUGUAACCGAGAGGAAAACCGGCCCAGCAGAUAAACCUGACAUGGUCGCUGUGGAUGUUAUCCAUUUUAAAGAUUCUGAUACACCAGUUCACUGGAAGAAACAGGAAACAGACACAUAUGUUUUGGGUACAAUUCAUCCGUUCCGUAAAACACAGAAGUCCAUCUUGGGAAAGUUCAUCCAGGAGUUUAACCUGGUUGCUUCAGAUAGGCGGUCAUGGAAGGUCUUGCUCUUUGGAAUAUUAAAUGUGAUGUGCACAGCCUGCUUGUUGAUGUGGUGCAGCUCAACAAACAGUAUGGCUUUAACUGCGUACACAUACCUCACCAUAUUUGAUCUCUUCAGUUUGAUCACGUGCCUCAUCAGCUCCUGGGUGACCAUGAAGAAACCAAGUCAAGCUUUUUCGUUUGGAUUCGAGCGUUUUGAGGUGCUAGCGGUGUUUGCCUCCACAGUGCUGAUUCAGCUGGGCGCGUUGUUCAUUCUGAAAGAAAGUGUUGAACGCUUCAUGGAGCAGCCGGAGGUGCACACGGGGCGCCUGUUAGUUGGAACCCUCGUGGCUUUGUUUUUUAACCUUCUGACUCUGCUGUCAGUGAAGAACAAGCCCUUCGUCUACGUUUCUGAAGCUGCCAGCACCAGUUGGCUCCAGGAGCACGUGGCCGACCUAAGUCGAAGCCUGUGUGGAAUCAUCCCAGCACUGAGCAGUGUGCUUUUACCUCGAAUGAAUCCUUUUGUCCUGCUCAACCUGGCUGGAGCCUUUGCACUCGGGAUCACAUACAUGGUCAUUGAGAUUAACAACUACAACGCUGUCGACACUGCAUCUGCGGUAGCGAUUGCUCUGAUGACCUUUGGCACCAUGUAUCCCAUGAGUGUGUACAGUGGAAAAGUCCUUCUCCAGACCACCCCUUCUCAUGUUAUUGGACAGCUUGACAAACUGCUUCGAGAGGUCUCUACACUGGAUGGUGUGUUGGAAGUCCGGAAUGAACAUUUCUGGACUGUGGGUUUUGGCUGUCUGGCCGGCUCAGUUCACGUGCGCAUCCGACGAGAUGCCAACGAACAGAUGGUUCUGGCUCACGUCAUGAACCGCCUCCACACGCUCGUCUCCACACUCACCGUCCAGAUCUUCAAGGACGAUUGGGCUCGUCCGUCCCUGACCACUGGAACGCUCAACCUCUCCGAUAUGGCCAUCUCAUCUGUAAAACAACCUGACGAGCCAGAGCCGCUCACUUCAACCCCAUCCAAACCGAGCAGCCCGCCACCCGAAUUCUCCUUUAACACGCCCGGCAGACACGUGCGCCCCGUCGUGCUCCCCAACGUACAUCAGCAACGUCCUUAUGGCUUCGGACUUGCUUAUGGAUCCUCUGCUUAUGCUGCGAUGCUCAAUCAGGGCUUUGCGCAGCCAGCAGGUGGCCUGGGUGUUGGCAUGGGAUUGGGGACGGGACCGAGAAUCCCUUCAGUUCAAGGGUACAGGACUUCAUUUAGUGCAGCUCCAAACAGAUACAGCAGCAGUCUGCUACCCACACAGACUAAUUUCUACAAGCCCUGAUUUCUGCCACUGUCCUUAAUAGACAAGCUGUCUUAUAGAGGGUGAGGACGAUACAAUGACUGUUUAUUUAUUGAAUAGGACCAAGAGGCUUCUCUUUAAUCCAUUUUGUAAAAGUGAUAUCUUUUUAUUUAUCUAUUACAGAGAUGGUAGACAAGAUGGCGAGGGGAAUAGUUAUAAAUCAACAGGGUUUUUAAUGCAUUUUUCCUCUUGUUUUUGCCUCCCCGAUCUAGUCGUAUCCAACUGCCUGAUCAUAUUUCAUCUCUACUGCUGCAGACCUCCACUCCCGACCGAUGGGGACUGUAACUAACACAUGCCACUCCGACAUAUCAGCUGUAGGUUCAUUUCACCUGCACAAGGCUGAUUCAUAUGGGGAUCCGUAUCGCGCAUGGAGAGUCAUGCACUGAUCUCCAUUAUCCCCCAUCUCAUUCUGAAGGCGCCAUCGAUCAGCCUGCGGAGGUUGUAGCUGCAGCAGUUAUGUGGGCUAGCGUGCUUUACCACUGUGCCACCCGAGUAAUCUAAAAACAUAUUUUGUAUAUAAGACUCGAGUUGGAUGAGUCGCUUUAACACAAUACAGUAGUGGAAACUAACUACACCGUAUGCCCUUACCGACGCGGCCCUCUUAGUUAUCCAAGCUUGGGACCAGCACUAAAUGUGCACUGAUGUGUCUCUCCCAGUGGAUUGGAUCAUGCAACACCCUGAACCUUCUGUAUUUGGAAGCCGGGAUACCAGCAGUGUGGAGCUUACCAUUUACGCCAGUUAUAACCCGGAAACCAACCCUAGUCCAGAGACUCUCAUUCUCGGGGUUGGGAUCACACAUAGGGUCACCUGAGAUGCAAAUACUGUUCAUGUAAAGCAAUAGGAAAAUUAAUCUGCCAGAAAUAAAAAUCAUACAAUAUAAUUCCAAAAUAAAUGUUAACAAUUUUAGUCUAGACCUUUCAAUCAGCUCCUAUUCUAAUCACGGCAGUAUUAGCAUAGUAAAUGCAUAGUAAUUAUUUUCUUGGUAGCUGCUGAUGAGCAUGUUUUUGGUUAUAAGGAAUCUCUUUUGCUAUAUCCUCAUCAGCGCACUGAAGAAUAAAAAGUCCAUGACAUGUUAAA